Molecule: messenger RNA, 258 nt
Organism: Amoebophrya sp. A120
Lineage: Eukaryota; Dinophyceae; Syndiniales; Amoebophryaceae
Source: the annotation of a GenBank genome assembly
AUGGCCGAGUUGACCUUCCGCGUGGCCCCCAAAGUGCUCGCCAACAUCGCGCGGGUCUGGCCGACCAACAAGUUGUUGACCAGGACGAAGCUGGACGUUUUACAGCAGAUUCUGAUCAAGUCGGUUUCAGACAUCACGCAGCAGCAGAACGCCGGCCCCGGGGCGGCGAUCCUGCCCGGGAGUAACACACUGACCACGGCGGCCGGCCAGCUGCAGAAGAGCUUCCAGUUCACGCUGACAGUCAAAGACGGUACGGAC